This is a messenger RNA of Stegastes partitus (bicolor damselfish), 675 nucleotides long. It is a transcript of the gene efna3a, whose product is annotated as ephrin-A3a. NCBI's taxonomy places the organism in Eukaryota, Metazoa, Chordata, Actinopteri, Pomacentridae. The record is from RefSeq and is a predicted model, not a curated record. Gene Ontology annotation, cellular component: plasma membrane. Gene Ontology annotation, molecular function: ephrin receptor binding. The coding region runs from base 1 to 675 and encodes 224 amino acids. The transcript has 5 exons. Gene Ontology annotation, biological process: ephrin receptor signaling pathway; axon guidance.
AUGGCUCUCGCAGCGUUUUCUCUCAGCCUCAUCACGCUGGCGCUGACAAACUUGCACCUUUCGAGAGCCAGCAACCGGCAUGCGGUGUACUGGAACAGCUCAAACCUGCUGCUUCGACGGGAGGGAUACACGGUGCAAGUCAGCGUCAACGACUACCUGGACAUCUACUGCCCGCACUACAACACCAGCCAGCGGGGGACGCUGGAGCGCGUCAUAGCCGAGCAGUACAUCCUCUACAUGGUCAGCUACCGCGGCUACCGCACCUGCGACCCCCAGCUGGGCUUCAAGCGCUGGGAGUGCAACCGGCCCCACGCGCCCCACGCUCCCAUCAAGUUCUCAGAGAAGUUCCAGCGCUACAGCGCCUUCUCGCUGGGCUACGAGUUCAACGUGGGCCAGGAGUACUACUACAUCUCCACCCCCACCCACCACCACGGCCACAGCUGCCUGAGACUGAGGGUCUUCGUCUGCUGCUCCACUGUCUCCCAGGCGGAUGACGACUCCAGUCAGACUUCUCCCGACUACACAGUCAGGCCAAACAUCAAAAUACACAACAUCGAUGAAUUUAACCCCGAACUUCCCAAGCUGGAGAAAAGCGUCAGCGGCAGCAGCCCAUCACGCGACCGCCUUCUUCUCACCGUGGCGAUGCUGCUCGUGUCUGCCGUCCUCUUGUCCUAG